AUGGCAUUGAGGGUUAGCAAAAGGCUGCUAAGAGUGGCUCUUUUGGUUGUUUCAGUGCUUGGAAUCUUCGGUUUGGUUCUUCACACCACCAACAGCGAAAUAACAACUUACUAUGUCGACAAGACGAAAGAACUAGUCGACAGCCAAAAGUCGUGGUGGAACUCUGAAGCCGCAAAGAGCGAAGAAAGCGAGAGGAAAAAGGCUGAACAGGACGCUGCAGAAGGAAAACACUUGCAGGACGUGGAACUAGAUGACGCUGCGAAAAAACUAGAGGAGGACGCGACCAAAAAACUAGAGGAAGUCGUUGGCGGAGAAGGAAAUGGAGACUCCAAAACCACACCUUUGAAAGAGAAAGAACCUGAAAGCACUGCCACCGACACCAAAACGACCACCGUCAAGGCCGCUUUCGUCUCUCUGGUCAGGAACCAGGACUUGCAAGAAAUCGUGGAAACGGUUCGUAACCUCGAAGACCGUUUCAACUCGAAAUUCCACUAUCCUUACGUGUUUUUGAACAACGAGCCUUUCACACCCGAGUUCAAGUCUGCCAUUAGCAACGUGAUUUCUUCCACCGUGGAUUUCGGUUUGAUCCCUCCAGCUCACUGGUCGUACCCUGAAUGGAUCGACCAGGAAAAAGCUGCAACUGUCAGACAAACUGCUGACUACAUAUACGGCGACAGCGAAAGCUACAGACACAUGUGUCGCUACGAAUCUGGGUUUUUCUGGAGACACGAGCUAUUGGACAAGUUCGAUUGGUACUGGCGUGUGGAACCAAGCACCAAGCUGCACUGCAACGUCGACUACGAUGUAUUCCAAUGGAUGCAAGACAACAACAAAAUGUAUGGCUUCACAGUAUCUAUCAAGGAAUUCGAGUCUACCAUCAAGACUCUGUGGUCCACUACCAAGGAGUUCCUCGACGCCAACCCCAAGUUUAUUGCCAAAGACAACAUGAUGGACUUCAUCUCAAACGACAAGGGCAAAACCUACAACUUGUGCCAUUUCUGGUCCAACUUCGAGGUUGCCAACCUGAACUUCUGGAGAUCCGAAGCUUACCAGGAAUAUUUUGAUUACCUCGACAAAAAGGGCGGCUUCUUUUACGAACGUUGGGGCGACGCUCCUGUUCACUCUAUCGCGGCGUCUUUGUUCUUGUCCAGUGACCAAGUUCACUACUUCCCUGACAUUGGCUAUUUCCACAAUCCAUACAACAACUGUCCGUUGGAUCAAAGUAUCUGGCAAAAAGGGAAAUGCUCAUGUGAACCGAUGUGGGAUUUCACCUUCCAAACAUACUCUUGCACCAAUGAGUACUACGACUUCAAGAAAUUGAAGAAACCAGAUGGCUGGAAAAAGUUCAGAAACUAG
Messenger RNA from Lachancea meyersii CBS 8951, 1356 nucleotides. Lineage: Eukaryota; Fungi; Ascomycota; Saccharomycetes; Saccharomycetales; Saccharomycetaceae. The record is from the annotation of a GenBank genome assembly.